AUGGCGGAGCUAUGUUUCACAGAGGGCAUGGGCAUUGAAGAGAAAGCGUACGUCCUGGUCAAUCACUUGCUCAUACAAGACGAAGUACAGAAAUGGAAACAUGUCAUGAAGACGGAGCUUGUACAAUCACAGUAUUCGGUGGAUAAGACGAAAAUUUUGGGUUCUGUCAAGCGCACUGUGAUCGAUAUGUAUUGUGUGGCCAUGCAGGAGGCAGCUAAAGCCUCGCAAAAUCAUUUAAAAGAGAAGGUUGCCGAUGGAUGUAUACUGCCGGGCAUUCGCACGACGGACGGCUGCGAUCUCGAUGUCGUUCGAGCUGCGCGUGAAAGGUGGGACAAAGUCACGAAUGUAGAGUUAAAGCCUCAUGGGAACGACCUAGCUAAAUCACCUAGAGCACAAAUCGUCAAAUCUUUCAUGCCAGCGCGAUUUCUGUACGAUGGCCUUGAUCUACUGCAGUCACUGCAAGCUAUAAAAUCACCUAACGAAGCUUGUGAGCGAAUCGGGACCUCGGCAAAUUUUUGGAACUCUAUCCAACUACAGCUGUACACAUCGACGUUUUCUGAGUAUCGAAGAGUAUUUUCCGAACUAGCGCCAGGAUGCAGGCAGAUUGGACUGGAUGAACACUUUCUUGCUCAUGGAAGUGAAUUUUUCGCAGAGAAACACCGCGUUGGUGAUCUCGUCCUAGCACAAAAGAAUGGAUUGAUGGCUCGUCAUUUUUCCAAGACAGGGUGCCCCGUCGGACUGCGUUCCUAUAUCUGGCGUCAUAUUUUGUCGGUGUCGAUUACCGCUCAGGAUCGGAGCUACUUUGAAUACUUGCAGAAACAGGUUAUGCAGUGGACCUAUCUCACUGAUGAAAUGUACUUGCUCGAUCUACACCAGACACUCGGAUGCUCUGAUUAUUUCGUUUUCCGAGAUCACCUUGAAAGCGUGGUGAUGGCAUUCACUCGUGAUACAUUUGUCGUAAAACAUGCAGUGCGUGUCAAUGGCAUUGUCAAAUGCUCUCUUCCGCUCGAAGAGAAGCUAUUACCUAAUUUGGAUAGAGAGCCGGAAAUCGUUGCAACUGAAUAUAGAGUCCCUCCAAAUGGAGUAUUGCCCUUUAAAGGUUUCGCCAUGUAUGUUGCACCUCUAUCUUAUCUUUACGCGGAUCCCAUAGAAUUUUAUUACGUUUUUCGCGAAAUGUAUAUUCGGUAUUGGUGCAAGCUCAAUGUGAUUUGUCCCGAGCCAGCAUCGAUCCUAACCCUUUGCAAGCUGUUUGAGGAUCUUGUUGCCCGCUCCAAUCCAGCUGUAUUUUUUCAUCUUUUAAACGUAGGAGUGAAACCUUUGGACAUAGCUUUUCCGUGGAUUCAAAGUGCAUUUUCGAGCUUACUGGACAUCGACCAAGUUCUACUACUCUGGGACCGUGUCAUUGGGUAUGAUUCGAUGGAUGUUUUAGCUGUUCUUGCUGCUGCUCUUUUUGACUUCCGAGCAAAUGAGUUAGAGCUUGUGAACACGCUUGAGGAUGUCAAUAAUCUCUUUAUUGGGCUCAGCAAUGUAUCAGUGGUCGCAUUGUUACAAAAUUAUCUCUUCACAAUCUUGUGA
This is a messenger RNA of Plasmopara halstedii, 1575 nucleotides long. RefSeq names its product Rab-GTPase-TBC domain. The coding region runs from base 1 to 1575 and encodes 524 amino acids. NCBI's taxonomy places the organism in Eukaryota, Oomycota, Peronosporomycetes, Peronosporales, Peronosporaceae. The transcript has 6 exons. The record is from RefSeq and is a predicted model, not a curated record.